CCACUCCCCAAUCUUCUGUAGAAAAAUGCAAUUUUAAUGCAAGAUUUUCACUGUGGAAAUUAUUGGCUCUGCAACCUUCAAAGAUGGGAUGCCUGAGUAAAAAAAUGGCAUAUCUUGGUCUCGUGCUAAUCAUGCUACACAUGACCCCUUGCACCUGCUCUUCUCGUAAACUCAAAGGUAUGGUGCAGCAAAGUCCAUUAACUACAGUAUUCACUAUGCCAGCGAAGAUGAAUAGUUUUGCUGCAGUGCAGAAAUCUACUCCAAAAACAUCAAAGAGUCAUUUCCUGAAGGGGUGGAUAGAGACAUGGCCAAGUACAAUACACCCUAGACUCUUUCUGCAUGAAGUGCAUACAGGCCCAAAUCCGAUAAGCAAUUCUUUUCCCUGGGCCAAACGCAAACCAAUACCACAAUCUCCAUAACAGUUUCAAGUUUUACCACAGAAAUAUGAGUACUUUUCUAUGGAGGGGAUUGUUCAAUAUCGGCUGCAAACCCUAAUUUCUCUAUAUAAGCAUAAUUGUUCCUAUAAUUUAGUUUAUGUACCAAAAGAAUGAGCUAAUUGCGGGGUCUCUUAUGACCCAGUGAGAAAGCUAGUAAGCUGCUUAGAGAAACAAUGGUCAAAAUAUACACAUUUGAGAGCCAUUCAAAAGAACAGAUGGUGAACAUAACUUACAGUCCCAUGUAUACUUCUGUUUUUGAGAUAUUUUAUAUUGCAUAUGUAAUGGGUUUUGUUCCUACUGUGUACAACAAUGGAAAUUGAUGCCUCUGGGCUUUAAUUCCAUUUUAUAAAGUUAUAAAAUGAAAAUUUGAGUUCUUGUUA
Messenger RNA from Cryptomeria japonica (Japanese cedar), 817 nucleotides. RefSeq lists its product as uncharacterized. NCBI's taxonomy places the organism in Eukaryota, Viridiplantae, Streptophyta, Pinopsida, Cupressales, Cupressaceae. Bases 84 to 419 code for a protein of 111 amino acids. The record is from RefSeq and is a predicted model, not a curated record. The transcript has 3 exons.